Messenger RNA from Fulmarus glacialis (Northern fulmar), 1097 nucleotides. RefSeq names its product zinc finger protein 830 (gene ZNF830). Gene Ontology annotation, cellular component: spliceosomal complex; nucleus. The transcript is spliced from 8 exons. The annotation marks the transcript as partial. Gene Ontology annotation, molecular function: zinc ion binding; nucleic acid binding. The record is from RefSeq and is a predicted model, not a curated record. NCBI's taxonomy places the organism in Eukaryota, Metazoa, Chordata, Aves, Procellariiformes, Procellariidae. Gene Ontology annotation, biological process: mitotic DNA replication checkpoint signaling; nuclear DNA replication; mitotic DNA damage checkpoint signaling.
AGAGUUGCAGAAUUAAAAGGCACAAAGCAGACAGCAACUGGUUCAGCUGCUAGCACAUCAUCUCAUCCUGUCAAGAGAAAAACUGUUGACACAGAAAAUACAGAGUUAAAGAGAGUAAAAGGUACAGACGAAAAGCCACAUACGUCUUCAUCUGGGCUACCAGCUGAUUUUUUUGAUGAAACAAAGCAAGAUAGUGCAAACGAACAGCUUUCAAAGGGUUCAGGUCCCAGUUUAUUGUCAGGAAAUUACGGUGGUGAUGAUGAUGAUGAUGAAGAGGAGGAACAAGAUCAAUCAAAGAAAUCCUGUGUUAUGCAUAAAACUGAAAUUCCACCUCCAACUCAAGAAGUAAUAGCUAAUUCUCUGCCUGCAGACUUCUUUGACAGCCAAACUACAGCUGCUCCUAUAGUUUCCCAUUCAGGAUCCAUACAGAAAGCAGAGAUACAAGAGAAGAUAGUGGAAAGGAAAGAAAACACUGCUGAAGCUUUGCCAGAAGGUUUCUUUGAUGAUCCUGAAGUGGAUGCAAAAGUGCGAAAAGUUGAUGCUCCAAAAGAUCAGAUGGACAAAGAAUGGGAUGAAUUUCAAAAGGCAAUGCGACAGGUCAACACAAUUUCAGAAGCAAUAGUGGCAGAAGAGGAUGAAGAGGGACGACUAGAUCGUCAGAUUGGAGAAAUUGACGAGCAGAUUGAAUGUUAUCGCCGUGUUGAGCUUUUGCGUAACCGCCAGGACCUGAUGAAGGAGAAGUUAAAGGAAGCCAUGAGAUUAAGAGCAACUCAAGAGAAAGAGGAUGAGGCUAUUGGUAGUGAAGAUGAAGAAGAAUUGCAGGAUUUGCUGUCUCAAGACUGGCGAGUGAAAGGGGCUUUGUUGUAGCAUUUCUGCAACAUGGUUGAUACUCUCUUUAUCUGUGAUGUUACUUCCAUUGUUAGAAGUGAGACGCUUUCAUUAAAUAUUUAUUUAAAGAGGAUCAUGAGGUAAAAGCCAAGUGUAUUAAAUAUUCUUUGUAGAUCUACAACGGUGUAUUACUUGCUGUAAAAACUGUAUAUUGCAAAUGUUUUACAAUAUUGAAUGUACCUUUCCUACUAAAAUUACUGAUUUCCUAC